Messenger RNA from Prinia subflava (tawny-flanked prinia), 1830 nucleotides. Its product is annotated as inositol 1,4,5-trisphosphate receptor-interacting protein-like 1. Bases 1 to 1830 code for a protein of 609 amino acids. The record is from RefSeq and is a predicted model, not a curated record. The transcript has a single exon. Gene Ontology annotation, cellular component: membrane. Lineage: Eukaryota; Metazoa; Chordata; Aves; Passeriformes; Cisticolidae.
AUGGCACAGUCUUGGGCAGGGCACCGUGAUGCUGCUGCUGUUGCUGGUGCUUGGGAAGCAGGACAGGCCUCGCUGCUUGCCAGCUGUCUGGGGCCCUAUCCUUCCUGUCCCCACAUUCCUGGCAUUGCCCUCCCUGCUGUCCCCACUGCCUUCUGCCGCCCACCCAGCACCACUCAAGGCCUUCUCUCCCUCCUCUUGCAGACCAUGGAUACCUGGGUAUUGUGGUUCUUGCUCUUGCAAAUUUUACACCAAUACCCAAAGCCCGUGGGUGAUGGCUUGGACAAGGCGACACGUCUGCGAAUGGAGGCACGUGCAAGGUUCCAGGAAGAGGUGAAGAUGCGUCUGGAGAUGGAGGUGGAGCAGCUGGCUCUGGAGCAGGAGUUGGAGCAGCUGGCCCUGGAGCAGGGUGUCUGGGCCCGGAGAGACCUGCCGUGGUCUGCCUUGCAGCACUGGCAGGUCUGGGCUCCUGCUGGACGGGUGCUCCUUGUCUUGGCCCUGUGGUAUAUCUGGAGUAAAAGGAGCCUGAGGAGAGAAGAGCGUGAAGAGGACAACGAUGUGAAUGGGGAGGAAAAUGGCAAUGAUGCUGGACAUGGCCAGGAAGUGGACAACAUUGCUGCAAAUGAAGAAGAUGCUGGUGGAAAUGAAGUUGGCAAUGAGGCUGCAAAUGCAGCUGUUGGAAAUGAAGCUGAUAACCAUGAUGAGGAUGAUGAGAUUGGAAGAAUGUUACUGCAGCGCAUCCAGUGGCCUGUGCAGGACCUGGAGAGAGGGUGCCGGUGGACAGCUAUCUUGAUGGAGAAUUUGGCAUUUUACUUUCCAAACGUCUUGUCCACCACUUUCUACCCGGUCCUGCAUGAAGCCAUUGCGGUGGGCAGUGCCUUUGAGGGUUGGAGUCCCCGUGAGCAGGAUGUUGUGUACCAGGUGCUCAUACCCAUGACUCCUCCCCGAGGGCACAGGUUCCACCUGGAGACGGACACUGAAGGGCAGAGGAGCGAGCUGAACUUCCGCAUCCGUGUGGAGCAGGUGUGUACCUGCGGGAGGGAGCAGCAGGACGAGCAGGUGCUGUGUCUCCUGCACCAUCCCGACGAGGAACUGGAGGGCGACGAGCAUCCCAACGUCCUUCAGUCCCUGUGCAGAGACUCCUACCUGGAUGUGGAGAAAACCGCCCGCUGGUUCUGCCAGCUGAUGAGAGCAAUCUGGCCAGCCUUGCCUCAGGCACACAAUUGGCAUUUAGUGCUGCUGCCCUCCAGGCGCUCCUGCCAAUUCAAGGUGAGCAAUGGCCAAGAAAGCUUCCGGAUUGAGAUGCUGUUUGGGGUGCGGGAAGACAACACCGACAUCUUUGCAAGCAGCGAGCCAAGGCAAGGCUACACCCCAAGCACAAUCUGGCCAGAGAGCUACGCCGUGGCAGAGAUUAAGUUCUUCAGGUACAUUGCCAGGCGGGCUCCCCCGGACAGCUUGCACCUCAAAUGCCUGCAGUUCUUCACCCGUCUUCAGCUGGGCUUAGGCAUUGACACCUAUACCAUGAAGACCAUUGUCAUGCACAUCCUCAGCAACUUGCCUGCGUCAUCUUGGACCACCAGGCAUUUUGUGAGGCGACUGAUGGAUAUCAGCGAGAACCUGCGCAUAUGUAUAGGAAUGAGACGCCUCAACCACUUCAUUAUUGGCAACCAGAGGCUUCCCCAGGGGAUCAAUUUGCCCCUACAUGUCCUGCUGGCCAGGCAAUACAAUCUUUUCCAUCACCUGCAGCUGGAUCCGGUUGCCCACUCGCAGGCAAUGAGUCAGUACAUGGAUCUGCGCGAGUCGCUCCAACGGAUCCUGAACAAUGAAGACUGA